Myxocyprinus asiaticus (Chinese sucker) is the source of this 4177-nucleotide messenger RNA. RefSeq lists its product as uncharacterized. The transcript is spliced from 3 exons. The record is from RefSeq and is a predicted model, not a curated record. Bases 32 to 565 code for a protein of 177 amino acids. NCBI's taxonomy places the organism in Eukaryota, Metazoa, Chordata, Actinopteri, Cypriniformes, Catostomidae.
UUCCUCUGACUGAUAGCACAGCAGUCACACAAUGUGGAUCUUUUACCCGACUUCUGUGUUUUUAAGGAUUUUUGUUCUCUGCAGUUUGCUGUCAUGUAUAACAGGACUGACUGUGAAAUACUCACGAGAGCCAGUGACUAAGACUGAAGGCCAUUCUUUGACUCUCAAGUGUACGGUGAUUUAUGAGAAAGAGAGCUGUGAUGACAUUCAGGCAACAUGGUGUUUUGCUCACUCAGCAAAAGACUGUGAACCUUUCAUGGAUCCUCACAGAUACCUAAUCAAAGUAAAUGAGACAGAACUAAACCAAAACAGGGUGAGGAACAUUUUAAUGACAUUCAAUUCCUUAAGACUUCAAGACAGCGGCUACUACCAGUGUAAUGCUAAAUGUACCAUCAGUGGGACUCAAGGAAAAGGUCAUCUUGUGUACCUCAAUGUCACAGCUGAUCCCUACAAAGGUCUGAAUGUCUCAAAAUGGAGUGGCCAGUGUGAGGCAGACACAGCGUUACUAAUGCUCAGUGGCAUUUUAAUUUUAUGGUGUUAUUGUAUGGACCAUCAUAUAGUAUAAUCACAAAAGAAUUGGACUGUUAUCAAUACAUUACAGAUAUGUUCCAGGGGCAGUUUACAGGUAAAUUUACGUUUAUAUUGUGUAAUGGAUGCAAUGUUGGAUACCUGUAGAUACAUUUCUAAAUGUUUUUAAUUUGAUCUUAUUUGUAUUGUAUUCAAGCAGCAUACAUUGUUUAGUUUUAUUAUCAUUUAUUUAUGUGUUUUACCACUCGUAGUGUUCUAGAGCUAACAAUGAGAUUUCAUGGCAUGUAAACUGUCAAAAGUAUGAAGCAUUGUGCAGCCUACAGUAUGUGUGCAGUUAAAGUGUGCUCCACUUUAACUGCAAUAGAACAUAGCAACGUUGCAGUCCAGGCUUGUGGGUGAAACUAAAGCCAAGCGUAACUUGCAAAAAAAAUAAAUAAAUAAAAGGUAGAUGAACCACCAAACAUCUGAAAAAAGCUUUGACUGACAAAAUAUGGUUAACCUGUUUCAACCUAGAAAUAAAAAUGAAAGUCACCAAGUCAAGCAGUGCAGUGAAUGGUUUAACUGACAAUUAACUUAAAAGGAGCACUCAGUAAUGUUUUCCCUCAUUAAAAAAAAAAAUUUUACUGUAAAGAAAUGAAUGGUAACUUUGAAAUAUGUAGAAAAUCAUGACCAUUUGAGAUGAAGAGUUUAGUCAUAUCAGUAACCUUAUAAAAGCUCUUUUAUUCUAAACUCGGCAAAAAAAAAAAAAAAAAACACACACACACAACUGCUUUUAUUUUCAGCAAAUUAAUGUGUAAAUAUUUGUAUAAACAUUUAAAGAUUCAACAAAUAAGACAUAAACUGAGCAAGUUUCACAGACAUGUGACUAACAGAAAUGGAAUAAUGUGUGCCUGAACAAAGGGAAAAAAUAUUCAAAAGUAACAGUCAGUAUCUGGUGUGGCCACCAGCUGCAUUAAGUACUGCAGUGCAUCGCCUCCUCAUGGACUGCACCAUAUUUGCCAGUUCUUGCUGUGAGAUGUUACCCCACUCUUCCACCAAGGCACUUGCAAGUUCCCGGACAUUUCUGGGGGGAAUGGCCCUCACCCUCCGAUCCAACAGGUCCCAGAUGUGCUCAAUUGGAUUGAUCCAGGCUCUUCGCUGGCCAUGGCAGAACACUGACUUUCCUGUCUUGCAGGAAAUCACACACAGAACGAGCAGUAUGGCUGGUGGCAUUGUCAUGCUGGAGGGUCAUGUCAGGAUGAGCCUGCAGGAAAGGUACCACAUGAGGGAGGAGGAUGUCUUCCCUGUAACGCACAGCGUUGAGAUUGCCUGGAAUGACAACAAGCUCAGUCCGAUGAUGCUGUGAUACACCGCCCCAGACCAUGAUGGACCCUCCACCUCCAAAUCAAUCCCUCUCCAGAGUAUAGGCCUCGGUGUAACGCUCAUUCCUUCGACGAUAAAUGCGAGUCCGAUCAUCACCCCUGGUCAGACAAAACUGCGACUCAUCAGUGAAGAGCACUUUUUACCAGUCCUGUCUGGUCCAGCCUAUGGGUUUGUGCCCAUAAGCGACGUUGUUGCCGGUAAUGUCUGGUAAGGAUCUGCCUUACAACAGGCCUACAAGUACUCAGUCAAGCCUCUCUCAUCCUAUUGCGGGCAGUCUGAGCACUGAUGGAGGGAUUGUGCGUUCCUGGUUUAACUCGGGCAGUUGUUGUUGCCAUCUUGUACCUGUCACGCAGGUGUGAUAUUCGGAUGUACCGAUCCUGUGCAGGUAUUGUUACACGGUCUGCCACUGCGAGAAUGAUCAUCUGUCCUUCCUGUCUCCCUGUAGUGUUGUCUUAGGCGUCUCACAGUAUGGACAUUGCAAUUUAUUGCCCUGGCCAAAUUUGUAGUCCUCAUGCCUCCAUGCAGCUUGCCUUAGGCACGUUCACGCAGAUGAGCAGGGACCCUGGGCAUCUUUCUUUUGGUGUUAGUAGGUGAGUCAAUAGAAAGGUCACUUUAGUGUCUUAAGUUUUUAUAACUGUGACCUUAAUUGCCUACCAUCUGUAAGCUGUUAGUGUCUUAAUGACCGUUCCGCAGGUGCAUGUUCAUUAAUUGUUUAUGGUUCACUGAACAAGCAUGGAAAACAUUGUUUAAAUCCUUUACAAUAAAGAUCUGUAAAGUUAUUUGGAUUUUUACAAAAUUAUCUUUAAAAUACAGUGUCCUGAAAAUGGGCACAUCAUGGGGGCAGCCAUGUUAGAAUCACAUGACCAGCUGAAUACUACUCGCUUAAUCCCAGAAACUGCUCUGUUAUUGGACACUUUCAUUCAUGGAUUAAAUGAAUCUUGGUUUACUGUGCAUAGUCAAUUUAUCCAGUGGCACUGGUAACUGAAAACGUCACGAUUACGUAUGCAACCUCAUUUCCCUGAGACGAAUGGAACAAGACAUUGUGUUUGCUAACGCAUAUGAGGAGUGUCCUUCCACACAACCUAGUUGAAACCUCUCAACAAUAACGGCAAUAUUCUAAUAUUGCCUAUGGUGUUUGAGCCCCUCCCUUUUAGGUAUGAAGCUGUUCGCAAUAAAAGCAGGCACGUAAACACCAUUACUCUGAAUUUUCUGACUGAGGGACAAGGAGUGCAUCGCUUGCACCUCAAAAGAACUCUGAGUCUUGAAGUGCAGCUAGCAUUCACUAGCAUUUGCUAACACAUAUAGAGAACAGAAUCCCAUCACGCCGCACUACGCGUCAUAACCUUCCGGAGAGGAAACAUGACACUGCAGUCCCGUGGGAAGAACCCUGUUGGGAAGGGAGUUUAUUUAUAAUGAAAGCACUUAUGACUUUAUGGUUAAUUUCUAUGGCCGGAAUGCAGUCAGUUAUAUGUAAAAUGAUGGGGAGCCCAUACUUAAAGGGAGGGGCAUAAUUAUAAGUUUGGCAAAUGAAAUAGCAAGCGCUCUAAACAGAGAGGACUUGUGUAGAGAGAGACAUUACGUCUAAGUUGUAAAACCUUGCGAAUGUGUUUUGAGAAGACCAUCCUGCUACGCUCUGAAGGGCGUGGUUAGAACCUUAGCACAUAGCCUUUUCUGGGUUUGACAGUGGCUUUUGAAAGAUCGAGGCCAAACUCCAGACAUGAAUUGUCAAUUGAUAGUGCAUUUAAGUCACCGACCCAUUUUAGAAGACUUUAGAAGACAGUCCCCGUCGGGAAUGUAGCUGGCCGAGGUGGAUUUAAUUGUCUUGCUCUUCUAAGGAACUUUAUGAUUAAAUCAUGUUUGUUAUAGUGGCGCCGGCUUCAGGCGUGUGAUACGCAGAUAUAGUCGCCACAUAAACUUUGUGAGUCCUGCGUCUAAUCUCUCUUGAAGAAAUAUGAGAAUUUCAUGUAUAGGGCAGUUUACUGGUCUUUGCCAUGGGAAAAACACCAAUCAGUGAACACAUUCCAUUUUAGCGCAUAGAGGCGUAUCGUGGACGGCGCUCUGGCCUGUAAAAUGGUGUUCAUGACUGAAUGCGUUAGUUCAGGCACAUUUAGCAUGCUCCGUACAAAGGCCACACGUCUUUGCAGCUCUGGCCGGGCAUGCCAAACUGUGCCUUGUGUUUCAGAGGGAAGAUCUUUCUUCAGCGGUAUUUCCCAUGGAGGCCCGUCCAGUAUUCUACAAUCUCCAGCAACCAGGACUGAUAGGGCCAUUUCGGUGCAAUUAACAGAAU